Molecule: messenger RNA, 649 nt
Organism: Cheilinus undulatus (humphead wrasse)
Lineage: Eukaryota; Metazoa; Chordata; Actinopteri; Labriformes; Labridae
Gene: c21h18orf32
Product: UPF0729 protein C18orf32 homolog
Exons: 3
Coding region: 123-368 (81 amino acids)
Biological process (GO): positive regulation of canonical NF-kappaB signal transduction
Source: RefSeq, a predicted model, not a curated record
GUAGAUACCGCGCAUGCGUUUUCGCGUUCGGGAGACUUCGCUGCUCGGUCCAAAACACACGGGGAAUACCUCUCUUACAUCGGUGAUUCUUCAUUUUUGCUUGCUGCAUCUGAGCCGUAAUCAUGGUGUGCAUUCCCUGCAUUGUCAUUCCUGUCCUGCUGUGGGUCUACAAGAGGUUCCUGGAGCCAAUCAUCUACCCUUUCAUUUCACCAUUUAUUAAUACAUUCUGGACCAAAAAAGCAGUCCAGGAGACUGGCAAUGGUGACCAAAAAGCUUCUGAAACCAGUAAUGGGACUUGCAAGCCUGAAAGCAAUGGUGUGGCCACAGCCAAUGGAGCCCCUAUAACAGCAGACAAGAAGAUGGACUGACAGCACUUUACAUUUAUAAUAUGUCUUAACCAGUGUAAAUAUUCAACAGAAAAAACAGAGAGAAACUAUAGAUUAACUUAUCAGAGUCAUCUCCAUGUCGUGUGUAUUAUGUUUUUUAAUUUUGUCCUUUGUGUAACAGUUACUUUGAGAAAUUUAUUAUUGAUACAUUUUAUUUGUUGAUAAUGAAUUGAUCCAUGCAUAUACUGUAUAGAAUAAACUAUCUCAAAUAAGUAGGUUUUCUAAGUGAAAUGAGUUUAAAUAAAUCAGUCAUUCUAAAUCUU